AAAAAAGACAAAAUCCAUAAACACCUUUUGUUUUACAGAGAGUGAAGAAGCAACCAACAAACAACUCCAACAUCAACAUUAGUUUUCUUUUGGAGAGAGAAAACUAAGAAAAGUGAACUCAUUUCAAUUUCAUAUGAUCAUAUACUACAUAUAUAGAUCAUAUAAAUCUCCUCUUUUUUCUUCACUCAUCAAAUGAUUCUUAAUUCUCAUCCCUUGAUUUCCUCUCAUUUUUCAAUCAAACGUCUCUGAUUUCACCAUGAUUCUUUCUCUCUGUACUCUCACCCGCAUACUAUAAUUACCUUCUUCGCCGUCGAUCUUUUUCACCGGUGAGAUUUUAGAUCUGUUUUUAAUUCUUUCUCAAGAAACCCAAAAAAAAAAAGAGAAUUCAAUUUAAAUUUAAAUUUAAAACCCUACUUCAACCCCCAACCGUCUGAUGUUUAGUUUACUCUUACUUUGACUAGAAAAUCAAAGAAUCAGACGGCGGAAUUUAGGAGAGAGAAAAUCUCAAAAAAAAAAAAUUCAUCAUUUUUGGUGUAAAAAUCACCAAAAAUGGGGCAGUGUUACGGAAAAUCAGUCGCCGGAGAAAACGGCGGCGUUCCGACGACAAUUGUAGCUCCGGCGGAUUCCGGUGACGUGGCGCAACCACAGUCGCCGCUUCCGUCGUCGGAAGUUGUGAAUAAUAGUAAUAAUCUUCCGUCGGUGAGGAAUACUCCGGCGAGAUCGUCGCCGUGGCCGAGUCCAUAUCCUGCCGGAGUAGCUCCGUCUCCGGCGAGGUCAACGCCGAGGAGGUUUUUCCGGCGACCGUUUCCGCCGCCGUCACCGGCGAAGCAUAUAAAGGCGUCGUUGGCGAAGCGGCUAGGGAACGGGAUUGCUAAGCAGCCGAAAGAGGGACCGAUACCGGAGGACGGCGGAAACGAAGGAGGAGGACAACACCUUGACAAGAGUUUUGGGUAUGGGAAGAAUUUAGGGGCUAAGUAUGAGUUAGGGAAGGAGAUUGGUAGAGGGCAUUUUGGUCAUACUUGUUCUGCUAAAGGAAAGAAAGGAGAGCUUAAGGAUCAAGUUGUUGCUGUUAAGAUCAUUUCUAAGGCGAAGAUGACCACAGCAAUAGCAAUCGAAGAUGUCCGCAGGGAAGUUAAAAUUCUGAAAUCCCUUUCAGGCCAUAAGCAUCUGGUUCAAUUUUAUGAUGCAUGCGAGGAUUCGAACAAUGUAUACGUUGUCAUGGAAUUAUGUGAAGGUGGGGAACUACUUGACCGGAUAUUGUCAAGAGGGGGAAGGUACUCUGAAGAAGAUGCAAAGGCCAUUAUUAAACAGAUCCUAAAUGUUGUAUCUUUUUGCCAUCUCCAGGGUGUUGUUCACCGUGACCUGAAGCCCGAGAAUUUUCUAUUCACGUCUAGAAGUGAAGAUGCUGACAUGAAACUAAUUGAUUUCGGUCUCUCAGACUUUAUUAGGCCAGAAGAAAGACUAAAUGAUAUUGUGGGAAGUGCUUACUAUGUCGCACCUGAAGUCCUCCAUAGAUCUUAUAGCCUAGAAGCAGAUAUAUGGAGCAUUGGUGUUAUCACAUAUAUAUUAUUAUGUGGAAGCAGGCCUUUCUGGGCACGCACAGAAUCAGGGAUUUUUCGUACAGUGUUGAGAGCAGAUCCCAAUUUUGAAGAUUUGCCUUGGCCCUCUGUGUCUCCAGAAGCUAAGGAUUUCGUAAAAAGAAUGCUUAACAAGGACUACAGGAAGAGGAUGACUGCUGCCCAAGCUUUGACUCAUCCCUGGAUACGGGACGAAAACCAUUCUAUUCCUUUAGAUAUAUUGAUUUACAAAUUGGUAAAGGCAUAUCUUCAUGCAACUCCUUACAAACGAGCCGCGUUGAAGGCUCUCUCAAAAGCUCUUACAGAGGAUGAGUUAUUAUACUUACGGGCACAGUUUGCACUUUUAGAGCCAAACAGAGACGGCCGUGUUUCAUUUGAGAACUUCCGCAUGGCUCUUACGAGUAAUGCUACGGAUGCAAUGAAGGAAUCUAGAGUUCCUGAUAUCCUAAAUUCAAUGACAACUCUUUCUUACAGAAAGAUGGAUUUUGAUGAGUUCUGUGCAGCUGCAAUCAGCACACACCAAAUCGAAGGUCGUGAAGGUUGGGAUCAAAUUGCAACUAUUGCCUUUGAGCAUUUUGAGCUGGAAGGCAAUCGGAUUAUCACUGUUGAGGAGCUUGCUAGGGAAUUGAAUCUUGGACCUACUGCUCACUCAAUUUUAAGGGAUUGGAUUCGGAGCUCUGAUGGAAAAUUGAGUUUCAUUGGCUAUACAAAAUUUUUGCAUGGAGUGACUAUUCGUAGCUCAAAUACAAGACAUCAUCAAUAGGUUUAAUUAUUCUACAAAGGCUCUCAUUAAAAAAAUGAUUGAAUUAGAUUCAUGCCUAAUUACAGGUUAUUCAGGACAGUUUUCUUUUCUUUUUCCCUAUUUGGGAAAGCAUAGGAGGAUGUGUAUAAAUGAAUAACAUUAGUCAAAUUUAGCUCUGAGGUUGUUGAGGCAAAUAUGUAUUGUAAAUGUGUUUCUUUAGGUCAUUCCCUGCGUUUAAUUCAAAAGAAAUGUAUGUAUGGGUUUGAUCUCUCAA
This is a messenger RNA of Beta vulgaris subsp. vulgaris (sugar beet), 2593 nucleotides long. Its product is annotated as CDPK-related kinase 3. NCBI's taxonomy places the organism in Eukaryota, Viridiplantae, Streptophyta, Magnoliopsida, Caryophyllales, Amaranthaceae. The record is from RefSeq and is a predicted model, not a curated record. The transcript has 11 exons. Gene Ontology annotation, biological process: peptidyl-serine phosphorylation; intracellular signal transduction; protein autophosphorylation. Gene Ontology annotation, cellular component: cytoplasm; nucleus. Gene Ontology annotation, molecular function: calmodulin binding; calcium ion binding; calcium/calmodulin-dependent protein kinase activity. Bases 550 to 2340 code for a protein of 596 amino acids.